Messenger RNA from Electrophorus electricus (electric eel), 1360 nucleotides. RefSeq names its product exosome component 9 (gene exosc9). NCBI's taxonomy places the organism in Eukaryota, Metazoa, Chordata, Actinopteri, Gymnotiformes, Gymnotidae. Gene Ontology annotation, biological process: nuclear-transcribed mRNA catabolic process, deadenylation-dependent decay; nuclear polyadenylation-dependent rRNA catabolic process; U4 snRNA 3'-end processing. Gene Ontology annotation, molecular function: mRNA 3'-UTR AU-rich region binding. Gene Ontology annotation, cellular component: nuclear exosome (RNase complex); cytoplasmic exosome (RNase complex). The record is from RefSeq and is a predicted model, not a curated record.
UACGGUAUUAAAUCGCGCGGCUGGCGCACCAUGCCUGAAAAGUGAGCGUAAUUUAGUUUGUAGUUGUAUACAACCAGGAAAGAUGAGGGAAACACCGUUGUCAAACUGUGAACGUCUGUUUCUCCUUAAAGCUAUUGAAAGCAAAAAGCGCUUGGACGGAAGACAGACAUACGACUACCGCAGUAUAAAAAUUAGCUUUGGCACAGAUUAUGGUUGUUGUAGUGUGAAUCUCGGCAAAACAAGGGUUCUGGCACAGGUAUCAUGUGAACUAGUUCCACCCAAAGACUCGCGUCCCACGGAAGGCAUCAUCUUUUUAAACCUGGAGUUGUCACCCAUGGCAUCGCCCGCAUUUCAGACAAACAGACAGUCAGAAUUGUUAGUGACACUGAACAGGCAGUUGGAAAGGUGUCUGCGGAAUUCCAGAUGUAUAGACACAGAGUCUCUGUGUGUUGUCUCGGGAGAAAAGGUGUGGCAAAUCCGGGUAGAUGUUCACGUGCUGAAUCACGAUGGCAACCUGAUGGAUGCGGCAAGCAUUGCAGCUAUAUCUGCUCUCUGCCACUUUAAACGGCCAGACGUCGCCAUCCAGGGUCGAGAUGUUACAGUGUUUGGUCCAGCAGAGAGGGAUCCUGUUCCACUGAGUAUUUACCACAUGCCAGUUUGUGUGAGCUUUGCCUUCUUCCAGCAAGGCACCUAUUUGCUGGUGGAUCCCUGUGAAAAGGAGGAGCUAAUCAUGGAUGGCCUCCUGGUCAUGGCCAUGAACAAGCACAGGGAGAUCUGCUCCAUUCAGUCCAGUGGAGGCAUCAUGCUGCUAAAAGAGCAGGUUCUAAGAUGCAGUAAAAUAGCCAGUGUGAAAGUAUCUGAAAUCACUGAGCUCAUUAACAAAGCCUUGGAAAAUGACAGACAAGCAAGGAAGGAGGGUGGCAAGUUUGGCUUUGUUGAGUCCAUGCCUAAGGAGCGCAUCACAGCCCUGAAAAGAGAGGAAUCUCUGGUGGAGAUGACUGAUGUCCAAGAGACAGCUGAUCAGAUCAUCAGCAAAGCAGCAGCUGGUCAUGAAGUUGUCCCCUCCCCUGUUAUUGUUGCCACGGGAACUGGACAGGUGGGUGAAGGGCUUCAGAACACUUGGGGACUGGAUGAGGAAGAUGAGGAAGAGGAAUCAGGCACAAAAGUUGAGAAGAGAGUUGAAGUGAUCUCAGACAGUGAAGAAGAGGACGUUGUAAUUCUUGAUUAAGAACAAUUCCAGAUGGAAGCCCCCACCACAGAAAUGGAAGAUUUCUCACUGGUUGAAUCCUACACAUCUCCGGACAAAUUCUUCCUUGUCAUUGUUAAAUAAAUGGUUUUAAACAAUGUCGGUAACUAUUAA